Suillus paluster is the source of this 1923-nucleotide messenger RNA. RefSeq names its product kinase-like domain-containing protein. NCBI's taxonomy places the organism in Eukaryota, Fungi, Basidiomycota, Agaricomycetes, Boletales, Suillaceae. Gene Ontology annotation, biological process: protein phosphorylation. The transcript has 9 exons. The record is from RefSeq and is a predicted model, not a curated record. Gene Ontology annotation, molecular function: ATP binding; protein kinase activity. Bases 1 to 1923 code for a protein of 640 amino acids.
AUGGCCUCACGCUUCCCCUCGUCCAGCGACGCAACUUCAUCAAAAUCGAUACUCGAUACCUGGGAGGGAACCAUCUUCUUCUACUACGCCGAAUUUUGCAGCAUGGCAUCCUCAUGGUUAUCUCCGUCCGGCGGUGCAACAUCAUCAAAAUCUAUCCCUGACACCUGGGAGGGAGCCGUCGGCCCAGAAUCUGCCUAUUCCCCCAGAACAGAGAUACCUGGAGCGUCCAGUGCCCACUACUGCUGGUCGAGCUCUGCAGCGCGGCGAAGCAUCCCAGCAACGCUUUCCGCAGUCAGUCAGUUCCACUCCAAUUUAGGAACGAACCCUGGAGAUAGCGCUGCUUCGACCGCAGAUCUGCGAUUUGUCAAUCUUGUAUCCCCGGAUGAGCAGCUGGAGAUGCCCAACGCACUCCAAGGAGCCUUCCCGAACUCAGUGCCGACUACUAGUCCCAGCAUGUUUCCCGCACCACAAGCGCGUCUAUCCGUGAUGCCAAAUGGGACACAACCCCCGCAGAUGGGUGGGACCAAACCCGCCAUUCUACCGCCAACUCGGGAACAGCUCGCACACGCAGAGGACGUGAUCCAGAAUCUGAAACACGCUUACUCAACAAAACUGCCGACGAUGCCACACCACAAAUUGUCAGACGACCAGCGAAUGGAGUACUACCAGCUACUACAGCAGCUUCAGAAGAUGACUCAGGACCUCGAUGUCAAACUACCAUUAUACUGGAUUGUGUUAAGAUCGGACAAUAUGAUCCGCAACCUCGUCGCAAUCGUAUCAUUGGUGGCACAUCAAAGGGCCAGUUAUUCGAGAAGGUCGAACCUGGUCAUAAUCGAUCCCUCCGCUCUAAAGAGCAUGUAUAGCUUACUGCAAUAUGCUGCCGAGCACUUCAGGCAUCAGACGAUGGAAGCUGUCGUCGCACUCCAACAAAUGGAUGAUGGACUUGCUGGUGUUGUCAUAAAUCGACCAUCUCCCCCACCUACCGCUCCAAACAUCAUUCCCUCCACCCAGUCUAUCCCCCCAAUUAGCAUACCAGACUUCACUGGACACCUCACCCGAUGCAGCCAAGACCCUGUAUCCGGCGGUACCUAUGGAAAUAUUUACAAAUGCGUAUACCGCACACCAGAGGGCUAUGUAAUGGUCGCCGUCAAAGCAAUUCGACCGCAAUUCCUCGAUACUGCAAUAAUGUUGGUAUUCCGGAGAGAGCUCGGGAUUUGGAAGAGGUUGGAACAUCCUAAUAUAUUGAAGUUCAUGGGUACUACUGGAGACUUUGGACCCUAUGUGGCUCUAGUUGCUCCAUGGAUAGUCAACAACACUCUGACGUCGUUCCUUAAGAACAACGACACCCUCACACCGCGUGAUCGUCUGCUUCUGCUCCGUGGCGUCGCUGCUGGCCUCGACUAUCUUCAUACGUUUCGCUUCACUGUUAACGGACAGACAUACUUUAAUACAGUUGUCCAUGGAGACCUCAGUGGUAAUAAUGUCCUCAUCGGUAGUGAUAACACUGCAUACCUUGCAGACUUUGGCAUGUCGGGAGCUUUAACAAAAUCGCCCGGCAUGACGUACCUCAUGAGGAUGAGCGAUCAUCCAGGUGCAGUGAGAUGGGCAGCUCGUGAACUUCUUACUGUGGAUGAAUCAGCUUCUGCAGUCACCACUCAGAGCGACAUCUACUCCUUUGGUUGCAUCAUGCUUCAAGUCUUGACAGGAGAUAUCCCGUGGCGUCACUUGAAAAAUGAUUUCGCAAUCUGGUCGAAAGUGUCUAUAGGGGAAAUACAUCCUCGUCCCCAUUGUGUGAUUGACCGUUACUGGAAUUUUAUGGCCCGUUGCUGGUCUGAGACACCCACCGAUCGGCCUUCUGCCAAGGAAAUACUUCAAUUUAUUGAUAGCGAGCUCGCUCAAUACUAUCGAGCGAAUAUUAUAUGA